This is a messenger RNA of Striga asiatica, 1606 nucleotides long. The record is from the annotation of a GenBank genome assembly. NCBI's taxonomy places the organism in Eukaryota, Viridiplantae, Streptophyta, Magnoliopsida, Lamiales, Orobanchaceae.
AUGAAGCAAUCUUCAUCUUCAUCGUCCUCACGGCCGUCCUCCGCCGUGCUCCCCUACCAAACGCCUCGGCUGAGGGACCAUUACAACCUCGGCCGAAAACUAGGGCAGGGCCAAUUUGGCACCACUUACCACUGCGUGGAAAAAGCCACCGGCAUCGAGUACGCCUGCAAAUCGAUCCCCAAGCGCAAGCUUCUCUGCCGGGAGGACUACGACGACGUAUGGAGGGAGAUUCAGAUAAUGCACCACCUGUCCGAGAAUCCGAACGUCGUCAGGAUCAAGGGGACGUACGAGGACAGCGUCUUCGUGCACCUGGUUAUGGAGCUUUGCGCCGGAGGGGAGCUUUUCGAUCGGAUUGUGCAGAAGGGACAUUACAGCGAGAGGAAAGCCGCGCAGCUUAUGAAGACGAUUGUGGGUGUGGUCGAGGCGUGUCAUUCUCUUGGGGUGAUGCAUAGGGAUCUGAAGCCAGAGAAUUUUCUGUUCGAUUCGGCUGAUGAGGAUGCGAAGCUUAAGGCGACGGAUUUCGGUUUGUCUGUUUUUUAUAAGCCAGGUCAUUAUCUUUCGGACGUAGUUGGAAGUCCUUACUAUGUUGCACCAGAAGUGUUGCACAAAUACUAUGGACCUGAAAUUGAUGUAUGGAGUGCUGGUGUUAUACUCUACAUACUGUUAAGUGGGGUUCCCCCUUUCUGGGCAGAAACGGAUAAUGGUAUCUUCAAACAAAUUUUGAAAGGGAAGAUCGAUUUUGAAUCCGACCCGUGGCCCCAAAUUUCAGACAGCGCAAAGGAUCUCGUAAGGAAGAUGCUCGACAGAAACCCCAGGCAGCGCAUCACUGCACAUCAAGUUCUAUGCCAUCCUUGGAUUGUGGAUGACACGGUUGCACCAGACGAACCCUUGGGAUCGGCAGUAUUGUGUCGGCUGAAGCAGUUUUCUGCCAUGAACAAACUCAAGAAGAUGGCUCUACGUGUUAUAGCAGAAAGACUUUCAGAAGAAGAAAUUGGUGGAUUGAGACAAUUAUUCAAAAUGAUAGAUACAGACAACAGUGGAACAAUAACAUUCGAGGAACUCAAACAAGGUUUGAAAAGAGUAGGCUCUGAACUAAUGGAAUCCGAGAUCAAAGCGCUAAUGAGUGCGGCUGACACUGACAACAGUGGGACUAUAGAGUACGGUGAGUUUUUAGCAGCAACCUUACAUAUGAAUAAGAUGGAAAGGGAAGAAAAUCUACUUGCUGCAUUUUCCUUCUUCGACAAAGAUGGUAGUGGUUAUAUUACUAUCGAUGAGCUUCAACAGGCUUGCAAAGAUUUUGGCCUUGGAGAAGUUAAGCUAGACGAAAUUAUAAAAGAAAUAGACAUAGACAAUGAUGGACGUAUAGAUUAUGGAGAAUUCGCAACGAUGAUGAGAAAAGGUAGCCCAGGGGUUGGUUCAAGAACAAUGAGAGGCAAUUUGAAUUUUAACUUGGCAGAUGCCCUGCAGGGCAAAACCAGUGAGGAAUAGUAUUUUGGAGACACAUUAAUUCAUUUAUUUUCCUCCUUUUUCUUUUCUUUUCCCCCAUGUAAUUUUUGUAAUAGACUAAUCAUUGUCCCUUUUGUAAUUACAUUGUUCAACUUUAUAU